AUGGUUACAAGAAAAAUCAGAAGAACAAUCAAAGAAGAAGAAAUAAUAAAGGAUGAUAAUACUAUUCCUAGGUCAUCAAAAGAAGAAUCAAGAAGCUCAAAACGAAAAUCAACGAGGAUAAAGAGUAAAAAGGUUGUAACACCCAAAUCAAAGAAGAAAGCUGCUGAUAGUUCAUCGGACGAUGAAUCUCAAGAGUUACAAAGACAAAAAGGAAGAACACAGAGUAAAAAGAAUAAAAAGGCAGCAAAUCAGAAAAAGGAGAAACAUGGUUACAAGACCAAUGCUACAAAAUGCGAUCCUGAACCUGCUCAAGUGUACUGGAAUCAAGAAGAAGAAUGGAAAGAUCGCAAUUCUAAAUCUGAAGGUGGAGAAAACAGUGAUGAAGACAAUGAGGAUGAUGCCGAAAAUGAACAAGUACAGGAUAAUGAAGAUGAUGAAGAUAUUGAGUACAUGACACCAAGAGUAGAAACUGAACAAACUCUGGAAGAUAUGUUACAGUUGUUGUAUGCGGAGCAAACUCACUUGGUGAAACCACUGACGUUACCAGAGGAUCGAUACCUGCCGAGAGCGGCAAGGUGGAACAUCAAAGAAAUAUCUGUUGAGUUUCUAAAGGAUAUGGAGACUUCGCAAAACACAUUCUCUGAAGAAUUUAAGGAAGAAUAUACUCUGGAUGAAAUAGAAAUGUUGAAUAAAAUUUCUCAAAGGCUUCCAGUUGAAGACGUACCAUUGAAAGAAGAUUGGCAAGAAAAGUUUGAGGAUUUGGAAAGUUACCCACCUCCACAACCAAACUCGGAAGAUGAAGAAUCUAGUAGUAGCUUUGAAGAAGAUGUUCAUUUGAGUGGUAAUUCAGACGAGACCAUUCCAUCAACAACUACUCCCUUAGUAACAGAGGGUGAAAAGGAAAUUCCAGUUGAUACACAAGAAAAAUUGAAUGAACAAGGAAAUGCUACUCCAACUACGCCUGUUACAGGGAGCUCUGAAGAAAAUCCCACACAAUACGCUCUUGAGGCUGAAAAGGAUGAACUCCAACAAACAGCAGCGACACAAGUUCUGGGUAAUAUUGAAACGGAAAUUGGUUCUCUUAGAGAGAGACGGGUUGCUUCGCUUGAAGAAAUGUUGUCGAAUAUGCAGUUUAUGCCCUUGGUUUGUGAGCUACCGAGUCUCAAAGAACUGCAUAAUGUGCCGAUGGAGAAAUUCAUUGACCUGGCCAUCCAUGGCAAGGGUAUUUAUACCAAUGAGUACUCAAAAUAUCUACAAGAUGAAAUUAUGGGAGAUCCUUAUUCAUCCUUAGGAAGUCUUAAUCUGGAGUACCCGUCGACUGGUAGUUUAGAAAGCUUGGAAAAAUUGUACCAAACUCAAAUCUUUGAUAAAUAUUAUGCUAAAGAUAUGGAUUCUCCAUCACAAGUUUCAAAACCAAGUUUUGACUUAGGUUUAGGACCAAAUGAUCAAAAUGUUGAAAAUGAAGAAGAGGUACAACAACCUGCAAUUGAUCUAGGUGCACCUGAUCCACCUCAAAUCCAUCUUGCAGCUGCGCCUGCGCCUAAUGAAGCUUCAGUUGGUAUAGAAGCAUCAAAUCAAGCUCAAAUGUAUCCCUCAGCUGAGCAAACUCAAAUAAAAACUGCACCUAUACUUAAUGAAGCUUCAACAAUUGAUUUAGCUGCACCCGAACAAUCUCAUAUGAAUCCUGCAACUGAGAAAGCUGAAUUUCAGCAACCUCAACAAGAGGAAAAAAGGAAACCUUGGGAUCCUAUUCCAUUCAAUGAAGUAGAAAGGAAGAAGAAAAUUAAGAAUGACAGAAAGCAACACCCUGCUGAAGGUGAAAGCUACAAAGAAUCAGAGAGUGUUGUGAAUUUAAUAGUCUCUCAUUUGUUUUAUUAUGUUUAUGCUAUAUUGAAUGGUAAGGAACCUGGGGUAAGUCAGACAUCAGCGGAAGACAACGUACCACUUGCCAAAAGACUCGAAGAUAGGCUGGCUACUAAGGGUAAUGGAGCCAAACCAAUAGAGAAGAAAAAGGCGAGUACGUCAGUCAAGGACAAGGAUAAGAAAAAGCCGACUAUCUCUGCCAAUGAGAAGAAAGAUACUCCAAAAAUCACAUUUACCCCUCAGAAGCCAAUAACUCGGAGCAACCCACAGAAAAGAGUUGAUUCUGAUUUCACGAGUGGCAAGGAUUGCUGGAAUUAA
Messenger RNA from Papaver somniferum (opium poppy), 2181 nucleotides. Its product is annotated as probable serine/threonine-protein kinase kinX. The record is from RefSeq and is a predicted model, not a curated record. The transcript has 9 exons. The coding region runs from base 1 to 2181 and encodes 726 amino acids. Lineage: Eukaryota; Viridiplantae; Streptophyta; Magnoliopsida; Ranunculales; Papaveraceae.